GGUGUGCGGCUGUGUGACAGCUUGAGCUCUGUACCGCCCCUGGCGGGGUGCUACCAGCUAUGAAGAUAAUGUAGGGGAGUGAGCUGCCACCGCGGCUGUGGUCACCAUUCCAGCGCGGAUCACUUCCUUAAAAAAAGAGCACAAUACUGGUCUGCACGUACAGAGCGGUUGGGAGCCAUGGCGGAGAGCGGAGUUAGCGGGGGAGCGGGCGGGCUCCAGCAGGGAUCCCCGGCCAUGUGUUUCGGAGCGGCUAGCGGCAGUGGCUCGGACUCAGCGACGCCCGUGUCGGUCUCCCUGGCUGCGCCCGCGUCCGUGUCGCUGUUCGGCUGCGCUGCGGUUGCGGAGAGCGGCCGCUCCGUUGGUUCGGGCAGCCAGCAGCAGCGGGAGAGGAUCGCGCUGAGGAAGGCGCAGCUCCGCAGCUAUCCCCGGACAAAGAAACUGGAGAAACUCGGCGUUUACUCCGCUUGCAAGGCUGAAGAAUCUUGCAAGUGCAAUGGCUGGAAGAAUCCUAACCCUCCUCCAACUCCUCCAAGAGCCAACUUCCAGCAGGCCGCUGUCAGCCUUGCAGAGCAAUGCCGAAGCUGUGGCCAUAUGCUAGCUGAUCAUGUUUCCCACUUGGAAAGUGUGUCAGAGGAAGAAAUGAACAGGCUUCUUGGAAUAGUACUGGAUGUAGAAUACCUGUUUACUUGUGUCCACAAAGAAGAAGAUGCAGACACCAAGCAAGUUUACUUUUACUUGUUCAAACUUUUGAGAAAAUGUAUUUUACAAAUGGGAAACCCUAUUGUGGAAGGACCAUUAGGAUGUCCACCGUUUGAGAAGCCCAGUAUUGAACAGGGAGUUACUAAUUUUGUGCAGUACAAGUUUAGUCACCUUCCGCCAAAGGAAAGACAAACAAUUUGUGAACUGUCUAAGAUGUUCUUGAAUCGAAUCAACUACUGGCAGCUGGAAACACCCUCGCAAAGAAGACUUCGGGUACCAAAUGAUGAUUGUGCUGGAUACAAGGUUAAUUAUACAAGAUGGCUGUGUUACUGUAAUGUCCCUCAGUUCUGUGAUAGUCUUCCUCGGCAUGAAACCACGCAGGUUUUUGGAAGAAUAUUGCUUCGCUCUGUUUUUACUGUAAUGAGGCGGCAGUUAUUGGAAAAAUCCAGGCAAGAGAAAGAUAAGCUACCUUUAGAGAAACAAACAUUGAUCCUAACACAUUUUCCAAAAUUCCUUUCCAUGUUGGAGGAAGAAGUAUAUAGCCACAACUCUCCUAUAUGGGAUUUAGACUUCACUGCAUCAUCCGGUAACAUCCAAAUAGGGAUGCAGCCAGCUCCCACCAAGCAAUUUGGGUAUGAAUCAAGCCCAAUUUCUGGCAGUACUGAUCAAACCAACUCUGGAAGUUUGAGUCCUAUCUGGAGGAAGAAAGUGACUUCUGGCUCUGAACAAAUAUUGGGAGAGAAAAGAAAACCUACAGAAUCUUUGAAUAUGGAUGAUGCUAAGAGGCAAAGAGUUUUGGGAGAUAUCCCUAUGGAACUGGUGAAUGAAGUAAUGUCAACCAUCACAGAUCCUGCUACUAUGUUGGGUCCAGAGCCAACAAGAUGUAAUGGGAAACCGACGUCUGUUCUGUAUUUCAAGACUAGCUUACUAUCUGCACACGCGGCCAGAGAUGAGGCGGCAAGGCUUGAAGAAAGAAGGGGUGUAAUCGAAUUCCAUGUUGUAGGAAACUCACUGACCCAAAAGCCAAACAAAAAAAUGAUGAUGUGGCUCGUUGGCCUACAGAAUGUUUUUUCCCAUCAGUUACCAAGGAUGCCCAAGGAAUACAUCACCCGCCUUGUCUUUGACCCCAAACACAAGACCCUUGCUUUGAUCAAAGAUGGUCGUGUCAUUGGUGGUAUCUGUUUCCGGAUGUUUGCAACACAAGAUUUUACAGAGAUUGUGUUUUGUGCUGUGACUUCUAAUGAACAAGUCAAGGGUUAUGGAACUCAUCUAAUGAAUCACCUCAAGGAAUAUCACAUAAAACAUAACAUUCUAAACUUCCUCACUUAUGCAGAUGAAUAUGCAAUCGGCUAUUUUAAAAAACAGGGAUUCUCAAAGGAUAUAAAAGUUCCAAAAGUGAAGUAUGUUGGUUACAUUAAAGACUAUGAAGGUGCCACUCUGAUGGGAUGUGAGCUAAAUCCACGGAUCCCGUACACUGAGUUCUCUGUGAUCAUAAAGAAACAGAAGGAGAUUAUAAAAAAAUUGAUAGAAAGAAAACAGGCACAGAUUCGCAAAGUGUACCCAGGACUCUCCUGCUUCAAAGAGGGAGUGCGACAAAUCCCCAUUGAAAGUAUACCUGGAAUAAAGGAAUCUGGUUGGAAACCUAGCGGAAAAGAAAGAGGAAAAGACUCACGGGACCCUGAACAGCUUUACAAUACCUUAAAGAAUAUUUUGCAGCAAGUAAAGAGUCACCAAAGUGCUUGGCCAUUCAUGGAACCAGUUAAGAAAACUGAUGCCCCUGGUUAUUAUGAAGUCAUUCGCUUUCCAAUGGAUCUGAAGACAAUGAGUGAACGUGUCAAGAACCGUUAUUAUGUGACAAAAAAAUUAUUUAUGGCAGAUAUGCAGCGCAUCUUCACAAACUGUCGAGAAUACAAUCCUCCAGAAAGUGAAUACUUCAAGUGUGCCAAUAUCUUGGAAAAAAAUUUUUACACUAAAAUAAAAGAAGCUGGACUGAUUGACAAAUGAUUUCAAGUAUUUGGUGACCUGAUAAGCCUGCUCGUUUAAUGUACUAUAUAAUAAUGUACUAUAUACAGUGGGCCUGUUACAGUGCUUACCAGUAACUCUAAACAACAGCUGUUUGGGAAAUUGUUAAUCCAGUCAGUUACAAUUCAAAGCACAUUGGAUCAAUUGUAUGCCAAGAGCUCUCCUGAGAAGAUAUUUCCACGUUAUUGUGUUGAGGCCUGGAAAAUGCCUGCUGAUUAUACAGUGUUUGGAGCAGAGGUAUGUGAACACGUGCUAAUACAUUGAGAGAUGAUUUGUUUGCCAAAACUUCAUGUAUUCCUUUAGUGAAACUACUGUUCGGUAGGGGGUAGUGUGUUUCCAUGCUGGGUUAGAAGGCUGGUGGUAGUGCACUCAUAAACUUGAACACAUAUCAUUGGAGUGUUUCUGCUGUCUCAUUUAUUAGCACUCAAAUUUACACUUGUCAGUUAUAUUUGCAUUUCUUGCCAUGGUGGGGAGGCAAAGAAACAAGAAAAAUUUAAUUCACUAAGGCAUUAUUUUACCUAACUGGUCUGCAAGUAUUCUUGAAGCCCAUGAUUACUACUCUACCUCAUAGAAGUGACUAAUGAGCAAGAUCAUUAAGUCUUCUUUGGGGGUAGGAGCUCUUCCCAGUGAACUUCUUAAACACUGUAACUAUUAGCCAAGAUCCAGACAAAAAGGAUCUGGUUUGACAGAUUGCUGAGAGCUUUUGCUACUCUGUGCUGUAAAGCUGUGGAGUGGAAUUUUGGACUCUGUUUCACAUGCUAAAUUGUGUGAUAUUUGCCUUCAAGAUUUGAUAACAUCGUAGGUAAUAAUGGAACUGAAUUUCAGAUCGGAGCUUCUGUAUGCAAAUACAAUAAUAUUACAUGUUCAGUAUUGUAACUGGGGACAGAUUUCUAACCCAAAGGCUUCAGCUAUUUAAACACCAAAUAAGCUUGCAGGCUUCUAACCCUUGGCCAUUAGACAUGCUCUUUAAGGGAAAGGUAUCUUCUUGAAAUUGUGAAGCACAAAUUCUUACAUGAAUUUCUGAAUAUUUUGGUUUGAAGGAGAGUGUGGAUAAAGGUAUCUUUCAGUAUCAAUAACAGGCUGACAAUAAAAACAAAAUAAUGUUUAAAAUGAAAUAUAAUAUCCUCAACUGAGAUAACAUAAUAGAGAAAGUUUUCUAUUCAGAAACAAGUUAUAUGUUUUAAUUUGCAGACGGUACAUUUUAAAUGUUUAAAAUGUUUUAAAUUUAUAUGGGAGGAGAACAUUUCCAAACUAUGAAAUUCUCUAGUUCUACAAGCUGAGGAAAGUCAUUGUGUAUUUCUUGUAACAGUCUGAUUUAUACAGACUCCUUACAAUAGGAAGAUAAAUUUAUUUUUGGAAUUUUCUGUGCAAGUAUCACAAAUUUUUGUCUAUCGGUCUGCAAGAUGGUGUUAUUUGGCCACAUAUUUGUACCCAAGUCUAAAUAGAUAACUAUAUUUAACUCCCCUAUUCUCCUUAACUUACCUUUUCUGCCAUUGUAGUAACCAUGUUACAUUCCAUCCUCAAUAAAAAACCAUUCGGGAUAGUUUACAUAUAUCAUGAAGGAUAUUUUUAUCCAUUUCCUUUUAGUUCUUAUGCAAGUAUAUAGAGAUGAAAAAAUUAUUUCUCUAAAUGUAGGGAAGAAUCUGCAACUGAAAUUAUAAGAAUCUUGUCCUUGUGAAGUUAGAUCUAAGGGGUUUGCAGAAAUUCAAUGAUUUUGAGCCCCAGUGGGAAUACUUGGUAGCCAUCCAGAAAUGCUGGAGAAUGACUUACUGACCUAAUUGUUGAAGUCUAUCUCCAAGCCCAUGACUAAGUGGCAAUGCAGCUAUCCAAAUCAGGUAUAUGGAAAUCAGCGUCCUGUCUGCCAUUUUAGGAUAGUACUGCGCCAAGAAUGCACCUCACAAAUUGUACUCUGUUUAGUAUUGCUGUAUCUGGUAGGCUAAUGGAAGAGGAGUUUAGAAGAGGCAUUUACUAUUUUGGUACAAUGGGCACUGACACAGUGAUGAACAGAAUAUUCUCCUGACCUUCAUAAAACUGGCCUUACUGCUCUUUCCCUGCUCCAAGACCAAACUUACGUCCAGUUUACCAUAGAAACUUCCAGUUAGUUUGGACGAGGAUGAUAGUUUUCCACUGAAAGCCCAAUGGCUGCGUAAUGCAGACAGCAGUCAAAAUGGUCCAUGCCUCCCUUGCCAGCUCUGUUGGGCAGGUAAAAUCCACUAGUUUUAUUUCAGUUAACAGACAGAUUUAUUCAAACAUCCACCACCAACCCCUCUUCCAAUAAAUAUUUGGUUGCAAAAUAAGUAUGUUUUGUAUAAUUAGUGGAGAUACGUUAAUCUGUAUUGCUCUAAAGAGUUCCUAACCUUUUGAGUUCCGAAGUAAGUUGUUUGUUAUUACUGUUCAAAUGAGUCACCCAGAGAUAGAGACUUCACUUAAUAAUUUGGGAUAACAUUAUAUUGUUUAUUAAGGGUAGCAAUUUUUUUUAAGAUCAUACUUUUUUUUCAUCCGAAUUGGGGAAUUACUCAAACAAAUAUAGAAGGUUUUGCAAUCUCAAGCAUGCAAUUACCUUAAUGGGAACCUUAGUAGACAUUCCUCACAAAUUUUAGAACUGUCCUGAUAUAGCAACUCUGUAAUUUGUAAGAGGAAUAGGAAAUAAUUCAUUCAAUAUCUGCCUUUUAAAACAUUAUGACAAAUGCUUGGCAAUUCUAUGAAAAAAAAACAAAUUACUAAAUUAGUUGAAUUCAAGUGAAUUCCUAAUACAGUUAACCUUACGUUACAUUUUAGCUUACCAAUAUUUUAAUUAGUUAACAAUAUUUAUAUAAAUGUCUUAUAUCACUGUCAAAAAAAGACCAAAAUUAGAGAAUUGAAAUUGUUUGAUGUUCUGAGUCAGACAGGCAUAAAACAAAAUUGUGAAGGCCACAUAUAGUCAUAGAAAAGUACAGCACAGAAAUGGGCCCUUUGACCCAUCUAGUCCAUGAUGAACCAUUUUGCUAUUCCCAUGGACCUGCACCCGGACCAUCGCCCUCCACACCCUGCCAUCCCUGUACCUAUCCAAACUUAAACGUAGAAAUCAAGCUUACAUCCACCACUUGUGCUGGCAACACCCUGCCAUCCAUGUACCUAUCCAAACUUAAACGUAGAAAUCAAGCUUACAUCCACCACUUGUGCUGGCAACUCAUUCCACACUUUCAUGACCCUCUGAGUGAAGUAUCCCCUCAUAUUAUAUGCUUCAGUGAUAUAUACAUUUUCAAUCAAAGCACAGAGUUUUCAUAUUACCAAAACACCACAAACAAAUAAAUAGGAGCAUCAAAUUUUGUGUGUGUGUGUGUACACAUACACACACAUGAAUAUAAUUCGAUACUUUGUAUUUAUUUAUUUUUGGUGUUUUGGUAAUGUGAAAACACCUUGAUAUUUUGAUUGAAAAUGUACACAUCAUUGAAACAUUACUACCAAGUAGCACAUUCUAAAUCUCUUCAAAAUCCAGAUGAGUGAAAAGAAAAAUAAUCGAUGAUUACGGAAAAGUGCAUUAACAUACAGAAUACCAGAAUAUUUACAUUUGGUCUAAUUGAUUUGCUUGAACUUAAAGGCUGGAGGGAAAGUUGGUGAGUUGGUGGUGUAGGUAGUAUGGAGGUUGGUCACCUUCCCUACACAUUAAUUAGGCUUAAUUUCUAAAGUAUUCAAUAGUCAUGGUAUUUUGCCUGAUUUGUGCAUUGGACCAGUAAAACUCAAAAUGUUAGUACAAUUAAAAUAUAGAGCUAGAAAAGACCAAAAAUCAGUAUUCUUUUAUAAACUAAUUGGUGGCCCAUCAUUACUGAAACAGUAAUAAUUCCUAAUUGAAAGCCAUGCACAUCUUUGUUUGGAUUGGCUCAUUGUAAAGUUAAGGGUAUUGCAAUAAUAUUAAGAGCCCUCAAAUUUCAUUGGAUCCUAUUUUCAGUAAAACUAGAAUACUGCUCUGCAGUAGUAAAUACUGAUGAACUGUACUUAAAAUGCUCUUAUACAUGUCAGAUUAAUUCAAUUUUGAACCAUUAUAAAUCACAUUUUUCCCAUUUCAGAGUUUAAAAUUUAAUUUGGAAGAUAAACUAUCAAAUUUAGCCUUUUGCUACAUGUUGAGUUCCCAUUCAUUACAGAAAAGAUGUAUCUUGUUUCUUCACAUUGUGUCUUUUUAAUUACAAACUAUUUAGUUUGUCCAUUGGAGCUGAAGAGCAAAUGUGACUUGUUUAUGUGUGGUUAAAUGAAGAAUUUAAUUUUCUCUCUUUGUGGAACUUUUCCAUGAAUAUGGAAUUAGUGAUCAUGAGACCUUAAAAAGACAAGUCUCAACCAAUGAUUAUGUUUGUGGUAUACUUACAAGUGUUAAAGUGUAUUUGCUAAAAGUAACCUUAUUUUCUUUAAAACAUUGUUGAUAGAAUUUCUAAAAGCACUUUGUUACUAAAAUGGUUGUGGCAUCCCAUUGUUAUAUAAGAGGAUGAAUAUUCCAAAAAUGUUGGUUGAGAAGGUGUUAAAAUAAUCAAUUAUAUUGUUACUUGCUAAAUCCACCUAUUGGACCUGUGGAUUCCAUUUUCUCAAAAUUGGGGUUAAUACAAUAUUUGAAUGUGAUUUAGUUAAGACAAUAUUCCAAAGCAAACUAAGAUUUAAGAUGCCAUGAUUUAAGCUUGUGAGACUUCAGUCCUCCUCAAAUAAGUUGAUUGCCAUUCUUAAUUGUUAGAACAUACUGAACGUUAUUUAGAUAAGUGAACAUCAAGGUUUUUAUUUAAAAUGGUCUAGUGUUUUUCUAUUUAAAAGAACUGUUUCUCCAAUAAUGUAAAAUUAGAAUGUAAACAAAGGUAUGACUAACUUAUUAAGAAUUUUUCUAAAUUUAUCUUGUUUUUUUCAUUUUUAGAGGAAAGGAGUAGAUUUUGUGCAAUACUUUAAACUUCACUUUUGAGGUUUUGUAAAUUUUUAUAUUUACUACUUAUAUAGUACAUGUCCUUUUGUAAAAUUAAUAUAUUGUACUAAGAAAAAUAAAGUAAUUUUCAAUUGAUCAACUUCAA
Mobula hypostoma (lesser devil ray) is the source of this 7742-nucleotide messenger RNA. RefSeq names its product K(lysine) acetyltransferase 2B (gene kat2b). NCBI's taxonomy places the organism in Eukaryota, Metazoa, Chordata, Chondrichthyes, Myliobatiformes, Myliobatidae. The record is from RefSeq and is a predicted model, not a curated record. Gene Ontology annotation, biological process: positive regulation of transcription by RNA polymerase II; chromatin remodeling. Gene Ontology annotation, molecular function: histone H3 acetyltransferase activity; protein binding. The transcript is spliced from 18 exons. Gene Ontology annotation, cellular component: nucleus; ATAC complex. Bases 178 to 2703 code for a protein of 841 amino acids.